This is a messenger RNA of Colletotrichum higginsianum IMI 349063, 549 nucleotides long. RefSeq lists its product as uncharacterized. Bases 1 to 549 code for a protein of 182 amino acids. The record is from RefSeq and is a predicted model, not a curated record. NCBI's taxonomy places the organism in Eukaryota, Fungi, Ascomycota, Sordariomycetes, Glomerellales, Glomerellaceae. The transcript has a single exon.
AUGUGGUCAGACAGAGAGGGGCUGCGUUUUACGAGCUUAUGGAGGACGCCCGCCCCAGAAGUUCGAGCAAUUGGCGGGGUCGAGAUACUCCUAGCUGAGAGUGGAUUUGAGGUCUCUGUUGUCAGCAGGGUCAUGCAAAACGCCAAAAGAGUAAGUCCAGGGGCGGUUGCUGACGCUGAGGAUCCACAAGGAACCGUUGACGCCACCAAAGUUGUUCGAGAAGCUGAAGGUGGUUCGAGUGGUGGUGGAUAUGGUGUCGAUACCAUCGGUGUAGACGAUGUAGCCAGUGAGGAUGCUGAUGGCAGUGGAGAAAUGAACUGGCCAGAGUGGAAGCCAUCGACGCCGCAGAAGGCUGCACCGGUGAUGGCGUUGGCGAACAACUAUGCGUUCUCGAGCAUUUUGCUCUUCUUCGUCUUUCCUCGUCGUCUUACUCGUCGCAUUCGUAUUCAUCCUCGUCAGGUUCGAUCUAAGUUUUACCUUGUCGCACUCUCAAACGCCUCUUGUCAUGCCCUCAUCGGGACGUUCCCAUUGCUCCCCUGUCUGUGGUGA